This is a messenger RNA of Setaria italica (foxtail millet), 1211 nucleotides long. RefSeq lists its product as uncharacterized. The record is from RefSeq and is a predicted model, not a curated record. Lineage: Eukaryota; Viridiplantae; Streptophyta; Magnoliopsida; Poales; Poaceae. The coding region runs from base 324 to 863 and encodes 179 amino acids. The transcript has a single exon.
CCGAAGGAACACAAACGCGGCUUCAAAGCGGAAACAGAACGGAGCUGCGAGCCUGCGAUAUAUCAGCUCGCUCAAUGCGGCAGCCCCCGCCCUUUUUCCAACAACCUUCCCCUUCCCCCACCGGCCCACCCCUUCCUCAACGGACUCCACGACUUCAUCUCCUCUUCCUCUUCCCCGCGCGCGGCCUCCCCGUGCAACCACCCCGCGCCACGCCCGUCGCCAGCCACGAACGGCGUAAACCCUAGGCUCCCAGCGCAGGGCGCAACACAACCAGCGCCGAGGCAACAGAGGCAGCAGCAGCUAGCGGAAAGAAGGUUUCGACCAUGCGGCGGUCGGAGUGGGAGGACCGGUGCAAGCGGCACCCGGAGCACCGGGUGUCCAAGGGCGUCUGCCCCUACUGCCUCCGCGACCGCCUCGCGCACCUCUCGGCCUCCUCGUCCGCGACCACCACCACGCGCGCCUCCUCCUCCUCGGCGACCACUUCCCCGUACUCCUCCGGCGGCGGCUGCUCCCCGCCGCCGCACCACGCCGCGCUCUCGGCCGACGUCAGCUCGGUCCACGUCGUCGGCGGCGCGGCCUCCGACGGCGCCUCCUUCGUCAACGUCGCCGCCUUCUCGCAGCCGCUGAUGCCAACAGCUGCCAGGAAGCAGGCCGCAGGGAGGCAAGAAUCGGCGAAGGGGAGUAAUAAUAAGGGGGAGGUGAAGACGAAGAAGAAAAGCGGCAAGAAGAAGAAGAUCGGCAGGUUCCUGUCGAGGCUCGUCGGGGCGGAGAAGCGGCGGCAGCCCGGCGACGGCGACGGCGGCGAGCUCUUCCACUCCAAGACCAUGAAGGAGAAGACGGCGUCCAAGUGGGUAUUCUUCUGAAAUUCAUUCUCUCGUCAGACAACGACACCAUGCACGCACGCUUGGGCCGGUUUCAUCGAUCCAUCGGCUCUUCAUCGCUAGCUAGCUCCUUCGAUCACUCCCCGGUACAUAUUUUUUUCAAGUACUUUUUGUGCUUGAUCUGGAGUUUUUGCAUGGUUUCAUAAUUGGGUUGUGUACAAGAGAUUAUUAAGCCAAAAUUAUUGAUCAUUUUGUACUGUUUGGGGAAAUUGUGUAUGCUUAAUUUGUAAAAUUGGAAGAAGAAAAAUAACAACGAGUUAUGUUCCAGUAUCCAGUAGUGCUUGAUUUGUAUAGUUGGUGUCCUGAGAAAUUUUUUGGAUUGGCAAAGGA